Messenger RNA from Exophiala dermatitidis NIH/UT8656, 1317 nucleotides. RefSeq lists its product as uncharacterized. Gene Ontology annotation, cellular component: plasma membrane. Gene Ontology annotation, molecular function: copper ion transmembrane transporter activity. The record is from RefSeq and is a predicted model, not a curated record. Gene Ontology annotation, biological process: intracellular copper ion homeostasis; copper ion transmembrane transport. The transcript has 2 exons. The coding region runs from base 589 to 1152 and encodes 187 amino acids. Lineage: Eukaryota; Fungi; Ascomycota; Eurotiomycetes; Chaetothyriales; Herpotrichiellaceae.
GGGCGAUCAACUGUCGCGAGUAUCCUUGUCUUUCGGCUGGGAACCCUGCGCCACUGCACACAAAGAAGGACCCCACCAGGAGCCUGUUCCAUCCUGACGCCGACAAUGCUAAAAUGGGAUUUACUACUAGCGCCCGCAAAACCUGCGCAGCCAAGAACUUGCUCAUCUUUCAACCUUGAAGCGCGACUUCAGUUCCACGGGAACUUCAAGAUGUCGAUGGAUCGCGCCAAAAGCCGAAAGGCGCCGUGUCUGACAGGACUACUUGUAGCGGUGGAGACCGCGGGAUCGACUUGCAAACACCUUCCAAGUUGAACUGAACUGAGGACCUCGUUCGCACGCUUCCUCUCCUCCUCGCCGUCAUACGCCACUCAUUGCCGGGUUUCACUUCGACGCUAUACACCUCCCAUAACAUGCUCAGGAACCCAACACAAGACUAGGAAACCUUGGCUCGACUCCCCGGCUCUAUCGUCGAGAAUUUAUACAAAGACGCCAAACAACCCUCUCCGCCCUUUGUCUGUGGGAUCUUCAUAAACCACCACGUCAAAAUUAAAGACCACAAGUCACUCUGUCUGCAACAAUCUUGACGAAAUGGACAUGUCGAAUUCUCAUUCAAGCUCGAGCUCGGACUCGAUGUCCAUGUCGAUGGCCAUGGUCUUCACCAACUCACACUCUACGCCUCUAUUUUCCAACGCCUGGACGCCCACUUCUGAAGGCGGUUAUGCUGGCACUUGCAUAUUCCUCCUCCUUCUUGCGGUGACUUUGCGACUCCUCUUCGCCGCCAAAGCAUUAUGUGAGCAGAGGUGGUCCGCCGCCGCACGAAACCGGCGGUUUGUUCUGGUGAAGGGCAGAUCGACCGAGGCUGGCAGAAUCGAUGAGGAUCCUGAUGCAAAAACCGCUUCUUUACUCACGGCCCAAGGAGUUGAGGAGAACGUGAAGGUGGUUCAGGCGAGAACGGGCGGGACUCUUCCCUUUCGAUUAUCCAUCGACAUCCCUCGAGCUGUUCUAAUGACCAUCAUCGCCGGUGUUUCAUAUCUACUGAUGCUGGGAGUCAUGACCAUGAACGUCGGCUACUUCCUCUCGGUGUUGGCAGGCACUUUUGUGGGCGAGCUAUUGGCGGGCAGAUAUGCCCAGGUUGACGAGCAUUUACAUUGAUGCAUUGCUAGAGUUGGAGCGUUCAGGAUACCCUUCAUACGACGAUAGAGGCGUUCGGCGAGUCCGUCGGAGCCGUCUUAUAAUGAAGUCACUGCUAUCUACGAGUUUCUUACAAGUAUUAUUAUGUUCUCGUUGCACAGGUCCUCGUAGCCUCGCACUACUAGU